UCCAUCUCUGUUAUCGUGUUGACCUCAGCACUGACGAUUCAUGAUUACGGAUUCAUUGCCUUUUAUUUUUGACUGUGUAGUGUCAUGUAAACAUAAUAUAAUUGCCUUAUUUUAACUUUUAAUUACCAUUCGAAUCACUUUUUUCUAAUAUUUAAGCAAUUUAUAUUAAUUAUAAUGGAAAUUUCAACCGAACUUUCAAGUUUCGAUAAUCUAGUUGCUAAUUCUCUAACCGGAUCUGAAUUGGAGGAAUUCAACAGAAUUUAUUAUGGAAGAAAAGAUCAUAAUUUUUUAAAAAUUAAUGAUUUUAAUAUUGAAUAUGCAAAAAAUAAUAAUUUUGAUAUUGCAGCUUAUGAUUUUCCCGCACAAAAGGAAGAAACUAGAAGACCACGCAUUGUAAAAGUUGGUAUAAUACAACAUUCGAUAACUAUUUCUACUGGUAAACCAAUUUUGGAACAAAGACAGGGUAUUUUUGACAAAAUCCGAAACAUAAUUAUCGCUGCUGCUAAUGAAGGCGUUAACAUCAUAUGUUUACAAGAAGCCUGGAGUAUGCCUUUCGCUUUUUGUACUAGAGAAAAACAACCAUGGUGUGAAUUUGCCGAGUCUGCAAUAGAUGGGCCUAGUGUUCAAUUUCUUAAAGAAUUUUCUGUAAAAUAUGGUAUGGUUAUAAUCUGUCCUAUUUUAGAAAGAGACGAAGUUCACGGUGAUACAAUAUGGAAUACAGCUGUUGUUAUUGAUGAAUUUGGUAAAAUCAUUGGAAAGCACCGCAAAAACCAUAUACCAAGAGUAGGUGAUUUUAAUGAAUCCACUUACUAUUUUGAAGGAAACACAGGUCAUCCUGUAUUUGAAACAAAAUUUGGUAAAAUAGCUAUAAACAUUUGCUAUGGUAGACACCAUCCCUUAAAUUGGUUGAUGUUUGGAAUUAAUGGAGCGGAAAUAGUGUUUAACCCAUCUGCUACUGUUGCUGGACUUAGUGAACAUUUGUGGUCUGUAGAAGCUCGUAAUGCUGCAAUUGCAAAUAGCUAUUACACAUGUGCAAUUAAUAGGGUGGGAACAGAAAAAUUCCCUAAUGAAUUUACUUCAGGAGAUGGAAAACCUGCUCAUAAAGAAUUUGGACAUUUCUAUGGGUCGAGUUAUGUCACUGCUCCUGAUGGCUGCAGAACGCCAGGAUUAUCAAGAAACAAAGAUGGUUUACUGAUAACUCAAUUGGAUUUGAACAAAUGUCGCCAAAUUAAAGAUAAAUGGGGAUUUACUAUGACACAAAGAUUAGAUUUAUAUGCAGAGAGUCUUAAAAAAGCUGUACAGCCUGACUAUGAAUGUCAAGUUAUAAGAAAAAAAUGAAUUUUAAAAUAGUUAAAAUAAAUUUACUCAAAAGAAAUGUAUUUUAAAUUACUUUAAGCCAAAAAAAAAUAUCUUUUUAACUAUAUUGAAACCAAAAUUAUAUAUUGUAAACUGUUAUAUUUAAUAUAUGAUGUACUGUUAAAAUUUG
Molecule: messenger RNA, 1486 nt
Organism: Nymphalis io (European peacock)
Lineage: Eukaryota; Metazoa; Arthropoda; Insecta; Lepidoptera; Nymphalidae
Product: beta-ureidopropionase-like
Exons: 1
Coding region: 175-1338 (387 amino acids)
Molecular function (GO): beta-ureidopropionase activity
Source: RefSeq, a predicted model, not a curated record